Messenger RNA from Symphalangus syndactylus (siamang), 979 nucleotides. RefSeq names its product keratin 222 (gene KRT222). Lineage: Eukaryota; Metazoa; Chordata; Mammalia; Primates; Hylobatidae. Gene Ontology annotation, molecular function: structural molecule activity. The record is from RefSeq and is a predicted model, not a curated record.
AACUGUCCCAGCUACUCAAUGAGAUCAGGGCAAACUAUGAAAAGAUCCUCACCAGAAAUCAGAUAGAGACGGUGCUCUCAACAAGGAUCCAGGUAAUGAUUUCAUACAGACAGGCACCUUCCAGAAUAAGGAGACAGUCCAUGUCUACCCAAUUCCUGUCCCGGCCUCUCUGAGCUAGAAGAAGACAUAAGCAAAAAAAUGGACAAAGAUGAAGAGGCUUUGAAGGCAGCUCAAGCAGAACUCAAGGAGGCCCGACGCCAGUGGCACCACCUGCAAGUGGAAAUUGAAUCUCUCCAUGCUGUGGAAAGGGGCCUUGAAAACUCCCUACAUGCCAGCGAGCAGCAUUACCAGAUGCAGCUGCAAGACCUAGAGGCUGUGAUUGAAGGACUAGAAAAAGAGCUACAGGAAGUAAGGCGCGGCAUCGAAAAGCAGCUUCAAGAGCAUGAGAUGCUUCUCAACACGAAGAUGAGGCUGGAACAAGAAAUAGCAACUUAUCGCCGCCUCCUAGAAAAAGAAGAAAUCAGAUAUUAUGGUUGUAUCCAAGGUGGGAAAAAAGACAAAAAGCCUACCACAAGUAGAGUUGGUUUUGUUUUACCAUCAGCCAUUAUAAAUGAAAUAUCUUUUACUACAAAAGUCCCACAAAAGUAUGAGAAUGAAAACGUAGAAACAGUAACCAAACAGGCAAUCUUAAAUGGGAGUAUCGUUAAGGAGAGCACUGAAGCUCAUGGCACUAUUCAGACAGAGAAAGUGGAUGAAGUUAUUAAAGAAUGGGAAGGUUCUUUCUUUAAAGAUAACCCUCGAUUGAGGAAAAAAUCUGUUUCUCUUCGAUUUGAUCUUCAUUUAGCAGCCACUGAUGAAGGAUGUUUAGAGACUAAGCAGGAUAAUCUACCAGAUAUAGAAGUCAGGCUUAUCAUGAGAAGAUCAUGCAGUAUUCCCUCUAUCAAACCUCCAUCAACAGCUAAUUAAUCCAAAGAUAGUA